Molecule: messenger RNA, 345 nt
Organism: Amoebophrya sp. A120
Lineage: Eukaryota; Dinophyceae; Syndiniales; Amoebophryaceae
Source: the annotation of a GenBank genome assembly
CGGCGGUCUUUUUCGACAAGUUGGGGCCGCCAGGUUGUGGAGAGCGCUCGUCUUUUGUUUUUUCGCAGCUACCGCUGCCAGGAAACCGGCUCGCACCCAACCGCGCGCACAGCUGCGCGCCCAACAAUAGCCAGGAAACAUCGCCCGAGCCAAAGAAACCAAUCCAGACAAAGCGCGCGCGCUUGCUCGCGGCAAUCAUCUAGAGGCGUUUUCUGCAACUGCGGGCCGCCAAGUUGCAGACGCAGGCCUCUUGUCAUUUUCCCGGGCGCGUCGUGCUCUCGCCCAUGCCGGCCAACCCCCGCCAUGACUCUGCGAACCCAGCAGGAGCCGCCAGAGUCUCUGUGA